AGUCGCUGCACGACCAUCCCCAGAUUUCAGCCUGUAAAUCCGUGUCUCGCUGGUCGCCACCCCAGUCUGGUUGGAGUCACCACACGAAAAGGAGUCGAUCUGAUCCAGUCUCGUCGACUGCGGCGACUGCCUGUCUCUCUUUCUUCUCUUGCUCUCUCCGGUUUCUCUCGUGUUUGCCUGGUCUCCUUUUCUCCUGCCUGGCUGUCAAUUCUUCGUCUCGCCUUUCCCCAGACUCUCCACUCCUCCUCCGACCAUGCUCCGUUCCGCUGGUGGGCAGACUUGCAAGGCGCUGAGGGCGGUGACUCAAUCACCAUCAUGCCGCCCUCGCGUCCUCAUCAGCACUCCCACCUCGUUGAAGACGAUCGCGGCUGUCAGCAGGGCCGCUGGCAUCAGGAAUCAAUCAACAUCGGCUAUCGCUGAGAACGCGGUUGUGAACCCUCGCGCGAAGCCUAGCCCCAGCUUCAAUGCUGAAACCAAGGCACGCGACCAUGUUCAGCCGCUGGUCAGCCCCCGCGAGAGUGACAUGGACGAAUCAUUUAUUGGCAAAACCGGUGGCGAGAUCUUCCACGAAAUGAUGCUGAGACAGAACGUAAAACACAUCUUCGGCUAUCCCGGCGGCGCUAUCCUACCCGUGUACGACGCAAUCUACAACUCCCCGCACAUCAACUUCGUCCUCCCCAAACAUGAGCAGGGCGCUGGCCACAUGGCCGAGGGUUACGCCCGCGCGUCAGGAAAGCCCGGUGUCGUGCUUGUCACUUCGGGGCCCGGAGCCACCAAUGUCGUCACCCCCAUGGCUGACGCCCUGGCCGAUGGUAUCCCCAUGGUUGUUUUCACCGGCCAGGUUGUCACCAGCGCCAUUGGCAGUGACGCCUUCCAGGAGGCCGAUGUCAUUGGAAUCUCCCGAUCCUGCACCAAGUGGAAUGUUAUGAUCAAGAGCGUAGGUGAGAUCCCUCGUAGGAUCAACGAGGCUUUCGAGAUUGCCACCAGCGGCCGCCCUGGCCCCGUCCUUGUCGAUCUUCCCAAGGACAUCACUGCCGGAGUCCUGAGGCGAGCCAUCCCCAUUGAGUCAUCGAUCCCGUCCAUGCCCAGCGCCGCCUCUCGCGCCGUUCAGGAGCUUUCGAGGCAGCAGCUUGAGAAGUCGAUCGACCGCGUUGCCGACCUGAUCAACAUCGCCAAGAAGCCCAUCAUCUAUGCCGGCCAUGGUAUCAUCUGCGCCGAGGAUGGUGUCGAGCUUCUCAAGGCACUGGCUGACAAGGCCUCCAUCCCCGUGACCACCACUCUUCACGGCCUGGGAGCCUUCGACGAGCUUGACGAGAAGUCGCUGCACAUGCUGGGCAUGCACGGCUCAGCCUAUGCCAACAUGUCUAUGCAGGAGGCAGACCUCAUCAUUGCCCUCGGCGGUCGUUUCGAUGACCGUGUCACCCUUAGCAUUCCCAAGUUUGCCCCCGCUGCCAAGGCUGCCGCCAAGGAGGGCCGUGGCGGAAUCGUUCACUUCGAAAUCCUGCCCAAGAACAUUAACAAGGUCAUCCAAGCUACCGAGGCCAUCGAGGGCGACGUGGGAGCCAACCUCAAGCUGCUCCUGCCCAAGGUCCAGCAAAAGUCGAUGGAGGACCGCAGUCAGUGGUUCGGGCAGAUCAAGGGCUGGAAGGAGAAGUGGCCCUUCUCCAACUACGAGAAGGCAGAGCGUACCGGACUGAUCAAGCCCCAGACCUUGAUCGAGGAGCUCAGCAACCUGACUGCCGACCGCAAGGACAAGACCAUCAUCACCACCGGCGUCGGCCAGCAUCAGAUGUGGGCGGCGCAGCACUUCAGGUGGCGCCACCCACGAACCAUGAUUAGCUCGGGCGGCCUGGGUACUAUGGGCUACGGCCUCCCAGCGGCCAUCGGCGCCAAGGUUGCGAGGCCCGACGCUCUUGUCAUUGAUAUUGACGGCGAUGCCUCCUUCAACAUGACCUUGACCGAGCUCUCGACGGCUGCGCAGUUCAACAUCGGCGUCAAGGUCAUUGUGCUCAACAACGAAGAGCAGGGCAUGGUGACGCAAUGGCAGAACCUGUUUUACGAGGACCGCUACUCGCACACGCACCAGCGGAAUCCCGACUUCAUGAAGCUCGCCGACGCCAUGGACGUACAGCACAGGCGCGUCUCGAAGCCUGACGAGGUUGUGGACGCGCUAAAGUGGCUCAUCGAGAGCGACGGCCCGGCCCUGCUCGAGGUUGUUACCGAUAAGAAGGUUCCCGUGCUCCCCAUGGUACCGACCGGACACGGACUGCACGAGUUCAUCACAUUUGAUGCUGAAAAGGAAAAGCAAAGGAGAGAGCUCAUGCGCGCCAGGACUAACGGCCUCCACGGUUAAUCGUCCGACCAUCCUCACACUUCCAUCGAUACCCAAAUCGGCCAUCUCAAGCCGCUUAUACCACGCACGCAAGCAUUCACAAUCCGCCCACCUUUGUCUGCAGCCCACUCUAGCGUACCUCCGAGAGAACACCGUGCCAAACCAUGAGAGCACAUGGUUGGAGCAACAAAAGCCAUUGCCUGCCCAUAAUAUCUAUGCCGUCUAGGAUCAAAAGUUUUGUUUGCCAUUUUGUCGGGAAAUGUAUUUAGAGGGAUAGCGAUUCACGCGACACAAAACAAAAAGAAACACAAAUUUCACAGUUGCGACGGCCAGCGACGGAACUGUGGUCGUUCAAAUACCACACCCGUCCUUAUGGCACUUCAUGACCCAC
Molecule: messenger RNA, 2723 nt
Organism: Gaeumannomyces tritici R3-111a-1
Lineage: Eukaryota; Fungi; Ascomycota; Sordariomycetes; Magnaporthales; Magnaporthaceae
Product: acetolactate synthase catalytic subunit
Exons: 5
Coding region: 254-2353 (699 amino acids)
Biological process (GO): L-valine biosynthetic process
Cellular component (GO): acetolactate synthase complex; mitochondrion
Molecular function (GO): magnesium ion binding; flavin adenine dinucleotide binding; acetolactate synthase activity
Source: RefSeq, a predicted model, not a curated record